AGCGUCGCUGACCGUUCCGCUUAGACGAAAAUCACGCGUUUGGCAUGUAGGAACUUGUUUACCUUUCCAAUCGACUCUCUCGCAUCGUACCCGUUCACUUGCAAACACACACUUCACAUCGGUCUCCUGCUGGUGCUGUUGUUUUACUUUUUCUUGUAUUGUAUUCGCGCGAGCGACGUAUACUAAACUCGCAAUUCCGACCAUUGCCUCCACCCUCUGGCCUUCUGCCCACCUAUAGCUGCUGUUUCGGCCAUUUCAAGUCUCACAAAAAAAGAAAAGAAAAGAGGAAAACCCAUUUCGGCGAGAUGGUGUCAGACCAGGAGACAAACCAAUUGCGUUAUCAGUAUUCUCCCAUAAGUCCGGCAGUCGGGAGAGAAGAACAAAUCGUUGCUGGCCAAGAAGAGGAGGAAGUUGUUGGCGCAGCAGAAGAGGAAGUCCAGGCCAUGCUGGACAACGUCAAAAGUGUCGCUCCCAUCAUCGGUGCCAUUAGUGGAUCGCUGCAGCCCGUCAAGAAUCAUUCAUCAACGGCGUCGUCGAUGGAAAUCAAAUUGUACGCCCGACGAUGGGUCAUGCUCAUCAUUUUCGUUCUCGUCUUUAUGACCAACGCUUUCCAGUGGAUUCAGUUCUCCAUCAUCAACAAUUUAAUCACAAAGUAUUAUGGCGUCGAGAGCUCGACUGUUGACUGGACCAGUUUGGUUUUCAUGGUCGCCUACAUUCCCUUAAUUUUCCCUGGGGCCUGGAUCAUGGACAAGAUGGGUCUGAGAGUGACGUUAUUGCUCGGUGCUUUCGGAACGACAGCCGGAGCCUGGACAAACGUCAUGAGCGUCGCUCCCGAUCGAUUUUACGUCGCCCUAAUGGGUCAAACGCUUUCGGCAACGGCCCAGGUCUUCCUUUUAGGAGUUUCUCCCAACGUAGCGGCAGUCUGGUUUGGCCCGGAACAAGUUUCUUCAGCUUGUGCCAUUGGCGUCUUCGGUAGUCAGUUCGGUAUCGCUCUGGGUUUUCUCAUCCCACCCAUUUUGGUUAAGGAUCAUGAACUUAAGGAAGCCAUUGGCGACGAUUUGCUUUUCAUGUUUUACAUCGUUGCCGGAGUCUCCACUCUCUUACUGCUGACCGUUAUUAUCGUUUUCCAAGCCAAGCCAAGCUUGCCACCGAGCACGGCUCGCUACCUGGCGGCCCAACAGCCUUCGCCCACCCCGUUGACCUACUACCAGUCCGUCAAACGGAUUGUCACCAAUCGGAAUUACAUUUUGCUCUUGUUCACUUACGGCAUCAACGUGGGAGUGUUUUACGCCAUGUCGACCUUGUUGAAUCAGGUCGUUCUCCAACACUUUCCGGGCGAAGAGGAAAAUUGUGGCCGAAUAGGAUUGACUAUCGUCUUGUGCGGUAUGGUUGGCUCGGUCCUGUUUGGCUUCAUUCUCGACAAGACCCAUAAAUUUAAGGAAACUACUCUAGCUGUCUACAUUUUCGUUUUGGCCAGCAUGGCCGCCUAUACUUUCACCUUCAAGUUGGAUCACAUUGCCAUAACUUUCGUCACGGCCGGAGUUACGGGGUUUUUUAUGACGGGAUACUUGCCAGUGGGAUUUGAAUUUGCAGCUGAAUUGACCUAUCCGGAACCCGAGGUGACGUCAGCCGGACUGCUGAAUGCCUCGGCCCAGUUCUUCGGCAUCAUUUUUACUAUUCUCGGCGGAUGGUUAUUGGCAAAUUACGGCUCUCUGGUUUGUAAUGGAACAAUGCUGGGCGCUUUGUUGGUGGGGGCCGCUCUGACGCUGCCCAUUCGGGCCGAAUUGAAACGUCAAAAGGCAAACCAGACGGGCGAGGAAUCGAAAGAUGCCAUUAAAGACGGCAAUCCUUGACUUUGGCUUUGUAUUUAUUGAACAAUCAUUUCUGGAAAUUUAUAUUCGAGAUGCAUCUCUCUCUCCAACUUUCCAUAUUUAUAUUUGUCGUUCCAUUUCUAAUAACAAUAAGGGUUUAAUUUUUUAUAAUUCAGUGAAAUUCAUUGAAAUGUCCGGUCCAUUUGUAUUUCUCAUAUAUUUAAAUUAAAUUAAUUUGUUUCUCUGCGGUAAUAGUUUGAAUUUGUUAAAAUGAGAAUAAACGCCAUUCACAAUCUGA
This is a messenger RNA of Daphnia pulicaria, 2109 nucleotides long. Its product is annotated as feline leukemia virus subgroup C receptor-related protein 2-like. Gene Ontology annotation, cellular component: membrane. The transcript is spliced from 10 exons. Lineage: Eukaryota; Metazoa; Arthropoda; Branchiopoda; Diplostraca; Daphniidae. Gene Ontology annotation, biological process: heme export; transmembrane transport. Gene Ontology annotation, molecular function: heme transmembrane transporter activity; heme binding. Bases 306 to 1853 code for a protein of 515 amino acids. The record is from RefSeq and is a predicted model, not a curated record.